AUGGGUCAAGGUCAUGGAAAAGCAGGUGCAGACUUUAAUGAAGAAGUUAAUUUGAACCAGUUUGAACUUCUUCGAGUAGUCGGAAAAGGUGCCUUUGGGAAGGUACGAAUAGUAAAACGUCGUGAUAACAACAAGCUAUAUGCACUCAAAUACAUAUCAAAAGAAGAAUGCAUCCGAAUAGAUGCAGAACGGAAUAUACUUAGAGAACGUUCCAUGUUGGAAGAAUUGGAUCACCCGCUCGUAUGUAAUUUGCGAUUUGCUUUUCAAGAUGAAGAUUAUAUGUACAUGGUCAUGGAUUUAAUGAUAGGCGGCGAUUUACGAUUUCACUUGAAUCGAAAGGCAUUUACUGAAGAUGCUAUUCGCUUCUGGAUAGCUGAACUAGCCUGUGCCAUAAGAUAUCUCCAUUCUAAGAACGUUGUUCACAGAGACAUAAAACCAGAUAAUGUCUUACUGGAUGAGAAAGGGCAUGUACAUUUGACAGAUUUCAAUAUCGCUACUCAUAUACGCCCGGAUAAGAAUUUGACUUCUCGUUCAGGAACAUGUGCAUAUAUGGCACCAGAAGUUUUCAAGAGUAGUGGGUAUGGGACAACCGUCGAUUGGUGGUCUUUGGGCAUUUUGUUUUACGAAUGUGUGUACGGAAAGCGCCCAUUCGAGAGUAAUAAUCAAGAAGAUUUAAAAAAGAUGAUAGUGAGAGCACCUAUAAAUUAUCCAGAUAUGGAUCCGCCUGUUAGUCCAGCUUGUAUUUCGGCAAUACAAGGUUUCCUCGAACGCGACACCUCUCGACGGUUAGGUUGUGGUCCGAACGGCUUUGCACUAAUUCAAUACCAUCCAUUUUUUCGGCCACUCGAUUUUUCCCUUCUCGAAUACAAAUCCCUCGAUCCAAUUUUCUGCCCACCACCAGAUAAAGUAAAUUUCGACGCAACGCUCGAUCUAGAAGAAAUUCUCCUCGAAGAGGAGCCUCUGGAAGCGCGAAGAGGAAGAAGACAUAAAAGACAUAGGGACCCGGGACAGGAAGCACGAUAUUUACAUAUUGAGGAAAAGUUCAAAACGUUUGAUUAUAUGGUUUUUGAGAGAUAUAAGGGAUGGAUUGAUCCCGUUACAAGAUGCGUAGGGGAUCCGCCGGAAUGGGUCAAGCCAGCUGCGGUGGAGUUGGAGAAUCAGAGAGAGAGAGCAAGUCAGGAACAACUUGUUGGAUCGCGACGUGGAAGUCUUGGAGGGAGUGCUACGAAUGUUGUGAUUGGAAAUGGAUUCAGCGGAAUUGCUGGAGUUG
Messenger RNA from Paraglomus occultum, 1270 nucleotides. NCBI's taxonomy places the organism in Eukaryota, Fungi, Glomeromycota, Glomeromycetes, Paraglomerales, Paraglomeraceae. The record is from the annotation of a GenBank genome assembly.